Molecule: messenger RNA, 5373 nt
Organism: Episyrphus balteatus (marmalade hoverfly)
Lineage: Eukaryota; Metazoa; Arthropoda; Insecta; Diptera; Syrphidae
Exons: 1
Coding region: 1-5373 (1790 amino acids)
Biological process (GO): DNA integration
Molecular function (GO): nucleic acid binding
Source: RefSeq, a predicted model, not a curated record
AUGAGUUUGCUGGACGAUUUAAUUUUUGCAUCCGAUCAAUUGGUUGAAUUUUAUGCGGCCUUUAAGGCAAAACCAGCCACAGCUCAUUCGGUUUCGUUGCUCGAAGCAUUUCAAAGCGAAUUAAAAGGUUUAUGGCAAGACGCUAAGUUUGCCUAUGCGCGAUGCAUACGAGGAGACGAAGAUCUAAAAGAUUCACUAUGCGAAGUUAAAGCAAAAUAUCAAAGUUCCUCUUCAACGUUCUUUCAAUGUUCAAGUGACAUUGCGGAUUUAUUAAAAGCACUUAAUGCAAAUCUUAAGGUUUCUAUCGAUCCAGGUGUACAAAGUGCUCUUCCAAACAGUGAACAUUCCCACAACAUAAAAGUCCCUGCUUGCGAUACGCAAGAUUUUCAUGGCAAUUAUUUAGAAUGGCCUUCUUUUAGGGAUAUGUUCACUGCUGUUUAUAUAAACCAUUCAAAGCUUAGCGAUGUACAAAAACUUUUUCAUCUACGGUCUAAAACAAAGGACGCAGCUUUUAAUAUCGUAAAUAAAUUCGGUUUAACCGACAAUAAUUUUCACUUGGCGUGGAAUGCUCUAAAGGAGCACUAUGAGAACAAACGAAUUUUAGUUAACAAUCAAAUACAGAUUCUUUUAAAUCUAAAACCCAUUUCUUUCGAAUCCGCAAAGGAUAUUAAAAAUUUGCAAAGUAGUAUCAACGAUGCUUUGAUCGCACUAAAGUCGUACGAUAUCCAAACCGAUGCGUGGAAUGCAAUCAUUACUUUUCUUUGUGCAUCUCGACUCCCAGAUACGACACUUAGUCUAUGGGAAACAUCUUUAAGCAAACCAACCGAAAUUCCUUCAUGGGAAACCAUGAACACUUUUUUAACAAAUCGGUAUCGUAUUCUUGAGAGUGUUUCUGAGAUGAAACUUAACUCUCAUAACAAAACACAAAGUAUCAAACCGGUAACGUCACAAGUUACUAAAUCAAAACCACUAAGAAACUUUCAUAUGAAAGUCGUUCCUGCAUGUCAAGUAUGCAGUGAACAACAUCCACUUCGCACCUGUCCAAUUUUUUUGAAAAUGUCUGUUGAUGACAGGCAUCAAACAGUGCGCAAACAUAAAUUUUGUUUUAACUGUCUAGCAAUAAAUCACAAUCUUAAUCAAUGUAAAAGCACUAGCACCUGCCAACGAUGUAAAGGCAGACAUCAUACGUUACUUCAUUUUGAAAAAAAGGUUCCAUCCUAUAAUGGUAACUCACAAAAAAGUUCGACUUCUUCAUCUUCACUUCACGGUUCUUCUUCACUUCACAAUUCUUCUUCACUUCACGGUUCUUCUUCACUUCAUGGUUCAUCUUCACUUCCUAAUUCAUCUUCACUUCCUAGCUCAGCUUUAUAUUCUAAUUCACCUUCAUCUACGGGCAUUCCGCCACCACAAAAUAACAACUCAACUAUACAGUCCACUCAGAUCACCAAUCAUAACGUCAUGUUUACUAAGUCUUAUCGCCAAGUUUUAUUGGCAACAGCUUUAGUGAAGAUUAAACAUCAAGGUUCAGAAUUUGAUCUUAGAGCUCUAAUUGACCAAGGCUCUGAAGUUUCAUUCUUGUCAGAAAAAUUCCAAAAGCUCAUAGGUCUUCCCACUGAAAGUACUCAAGCCAAUAUAUGUGGUAUGGGUUCAACUGUUACUGCUUCCGCUUCAAAACUUUGCAAUUUUACUCUCAAGUCUAACUUGAAUAACUUUGAAAUAGAGACUAGAGCGUUAGUUUUGAAAAAACUCACUAGUAAUCUUCCAACAGUAUCAAUGGAUCUUGAUCAAACACACUGUAAUUUUAACUUUCCGUUGGCAGAUCCUUUCUUUUACCAGAGUUCAAGUAUUGAUAUGCUCAUCGGAGCAGAUCUUUAUCCAGAUAUAGUUUUGGAAGGGGUGAAGAAAAAUGUUUUAAAUUCUUUAUUAGCACAAAACACAGUUUUUGGAUGGGUUUUACUCGGUCCUUAUGACGAUAUUCCCACCAUUUCAAAUUGUUCAACUUUUGUCUCGUAUAGUGACGAGCCUCCACCAAGUCACUGUAUUGAAAGAUUUUGGAAAAUCGAGGAAUUACCUCAAAUUUACCUACUUUCUCCAUCCGACCAAUAUUGUGAAGAUUUAUAUCGAAGUACAACUUUUCGAGAUGCAACUGGAAGAUAUAUUGUUAAAUUACCCUUUAAGAAUCCUACGGAGGAACCGCAGUUGGGCACUUCACGUUUCAAUGCAAUGAAACAAUAUCUUCGAAACGAAAAAAGUUUAAUGUCUAAGCCCACUGUUAAAACAGAAUACGAUAGAGUCCUUUCUGAGUAUAUUGAAUUAGGUCAUAUGUCAUCCACGCCACCUUACGAGUUGUGGAACGAUGGUUGUGUUCAAUCUUUUUAUAUGCCACACCAUGCUGUUUUAAAGCCCCAAAGGACCACUACAAAACUGAGGGUCGUUUUUAACGCAUCUUGCUCAUCCUCCAAUGGCAACAGCCUAAACGAUCUUUUGUAUCCAGGCCCCGUUCUUCAAAGUGACAUUACGUUGCUCCUUCUUAACUGGCGUUUCUAUAGAUACGUUUUCAACGGUGAUAUUGAGAAAAUGUACCGCCAAAUUGGUAUUCAUCCUGACCAUGCACAAUAUCAACGCAUUUUAUUCCGUCCCAAUGGGGAUCAAAAGGUCGUCGAUUACAAUUUAAACACUGUCACCUUCGGAGUAAAUUGCGCUCCAUAUCUCGCAAUACGCACUCUUCAUCAAUUAUCAUCCGAUGUUGAAGCCAGUUUUCCUUUGGCUUCCAAAAUUCUUAAAAAGGAGUUUUACGUGGACGAUGUCCUUUCUGGUGCUCACGAUAUUUUAUCAGCACGUAAAGCACAAACGGAACUUAUAACGGCUCUGCGAUCCGCUGGAUUUAAUCUAAGAAAGUGGGCAGCUAACGAUUCUGAAUUAUUAAAUCAUAUUCCCAGGGAAGAUCUUUUAAACAAAGAUUUCUUAACUAUCGAAGAUGACAGUUCAACAAAAACACUUGGUGUUCAAUGGAACGCCUCCACUGACACUUUUUCUUUUUCAACCAACCCACAAAGUUUAUCCGUGGUUUCUACCACCAAACGCGAUGUAUUAUCGGCCAUCUCAAGAUUGUAUGAUCCUGCAGGCUGGCUUGCACCCGUUGUUGUAACUGCGAAGAUAAUUAUGCAACAAAUUUGGAAAGAUGGAACUGAGUGGAAGCAAAAUCUUAGGCCUCUUACCCAUCAAAAAUGGAAAUCUUUUAUAUCCGAUUUCUCGGAAAUAGAAAAAAUCACUAUUCCUCGUUGGGUGGAUUUUUCCCCUUGGAAAAAAAUGCAACUUCACGGUUUCUCGGAUGCCUCCGAAAAGGCUUAUGCGGCCACUGUUUAUGUUCGGGUCCGUCAUGAUUCUUCGUUAGUUACAUCUCAUUUAUUAUGGGCCAAAUCUAAAGUGGCGCCUGUUAACACACUUUCACUUCCACGCCUUGAACUCCAAGGUGCAUAUCUUCUGUCACGUAUGAUUCGAAUAUUACUCAAUCAAUUUGAUUUUUUAAACAAUAUCCCUAUUCAUCUGUGGACUGAUUCCACAAUUGUUCUUGCGUGGCUUAGCAAACCACCAAGUACUUGGAAAACGUUUGUUGCUAAUCGAACUUCAGAAAUUAUAACUAACGUUCCUGAUGUACAAUGGAGUCAUGUUCCCUCUGCUUAUAAUCCCGCUGAUUUGGCGAGUCGUGGUAUCUCCCCUGGAGAACUUAAAUCAAAUCAAUUAUGGUGGACCGGACCUAAUUGGUUACAAGAACCAAAAUUAAACUGGCCCUCACUUCAGGAACAUGAUCCUCCGGAUGAAUCAAUCCUUGAACUUAAAUCAAUUUCAAAACACGUAAAUGUUGCACUGCAAAAAAUCGAAUUCGAAAACAAAAUUUUAAACAGAUUUUCUUCAUGGCAUAGAGCGCUCCGUGUAAUGAGCUAUGUAUUUCGUUUUCGUGAAGCAGCUCGCAAAGUUCCAAAUAGAACCGAAUAUCAUACGAUAUCCCUUUCUCAUGAAGAGAUCAAGUCUACAAAAACAAAAAUUAUCCAAUUAACUCAAAAACAGUAUUUUGGAGGUGAAUAUUUUGCCCUCGUUCAAGGAACAAAAGUACACUCAAAAAGUAAAAUUUUAUCACUUAGCCCGUUUCUUGACUCCAACCAGGUAAUACGUUCUCAAGGUAGACUUGCAUGCUCAACUUUAUCAUACAAUGAAAAAUUUCCUAUCAUUGUUCCCUAUAAAUCUUAUUUGUCACAUCUUAUUUUAUCUUAUAUUCAUCAAUUGUCGUUACAUGGUGAAAUCCAAUUGAUGACUCGUUUGGUGCGUUCCGAGUAUUGGAUACCCAAACUAUCAAACCUGAUCAAAAACUUUAUUCGAAAGUGUAAACCUUGUGUUUUAUACAAAAAAUCUGUCCAGGCUCAAUUUAUGGGUGCCUUACCGGCAGAAAGAACAGUUUUAAGCUUACCAUUCACCAACACUGGCAUUGAUUUUGCUGGUCUCUUCACAAUUCAAAAUUUCUACGGAAGAAAAUGUCGUCUAGAAAAGGGCUACGCAUGUCUCUUUGUCUGCUUCGCCACAAAGGGUAUUCACUUGGAAGCAGUCAGCGAUUUAUCCGCUGCUGCAUUCUUGGCCGCUUUUACACGCUUUGUUUCUCGUCGUGGACUGCCGGCAACAGUGUUUUCCGAUAACGGAACAAAUUUUGUAGGGGCAUCUAAGUUGCUCAUUGCAGAUCUGCAGAAAGCUGUUCAAAGUUAUCCUGCUGACUCAGCACCCAAUUUUUCAAAAAUCACUUGGAAAUUUAUUCCUCCUGGCUCCCCACACAUGGGUGGUUUGUGGGAGGCAGGGGUGAAAAGUUUCAAAACUCACUUCAAAAAAAUAGCCGGCAACGCAAAAUAUACCUUCGAAGAAUUUUCAACCCUACUUACUCGAAUCGAGGCAUGCCUCAACUCUAGACCUUUAACUAGAAUGUCUGAUAAUCCUGAAGACCUACUUCCAUUAACUCCAGGGCACUUUUUACGGGGUGGUCCUCUACUUAGUCCCCCUGAGCCUUGUGAAUCUCAAAAGAACAUUUCCUUUAUGCGAAGAUGGAACACUCUCAAAGUUAUUCAUCAUAAAUUUAGUUUGCGUUGGAAGGAAGAGUAUUUAAAAGGGCUCAUGAAUCGCUAUAAAUGGAAAUAUCCUCAAAGGGAUAUCGCAGUGAAUGAUCUAGUCGUUUUGAGAAAUGAGCAGCUUCCACCGAAUGAGUGGCGGCUUGGUAGAGUCUUAAAGGUCUACCGUGGUCCCGAUGAUAGAGUACGCGUUGUUGAUGUUAAAACCCAAAAAGGGGUUGUUACUCGUUCUGUCGUCAAACUGUGUAUUUUGCCUUCGGACUGA